UGUGCUUAGUUACACUCAGAUUCACCCCGAUCCAAAUGGACAGAAUUAAUAGUAACAAUUGUAUCGAAUUUGGUGUCGCAAAACCGGAGGACUACAUCCCAGUGCUACAAUUUGUGCGUAAGUUCUAUUACGAGCAUGAACCUAUGAGCACAUCAUACAUACACGACGGCUCUCCAGAUGAGGAUGACAUUGAAUUUUCAAUGUCGUUUCUACUCCAAGGGAUGGCAGUGAUAGCAAACGAUCGUCUUGAAGACCGUUUAGUGGGAGUUUCCAUUGCUAAUUCUAUCUACCCAGGUUACACAGAAGAACUACUGUUAGCUGCCGAAAAAUCAAGGACCCGAAAAUGGCGUGAUAGCUUGAAGCUUCUGGCACAUCUGCAACAGGCAAAUAACAUCCUAAAACAGUUCAACGUUUGCAGCUGCUACGAUAUCGAAAUCUUAGCCGUUCAUCCAGACUAUCGUGGCCGUCGGAUUGGAGCGAGGCUUUUUGAAGAACAAUUUGAACGCGCGAGAAUUCUGGGCUAUUCGCUGGCUAGUGCUGAUUGUACCAGUUUUUAUUCAGCGCAAACAGCAUUCCAAGUUGGAAUGGAAUGCAUAGGCAGGCUGGCUUAUUCAAACUACAAAAACGAGCAAGGAGUGCAACUGUUUAAACCGGAACCGCCACACCUGGAGAUACAAUCGUUCGUAAAGAAGCUUUAAUUUGUGGAGGCUGCUAUUCUGAAUAAUUUUACAUACAAUUGUGAUGAGAUGUCUGAGCUGUAUUUGACUAAAUAAACAAAAUUGCUUU
Molecule: messenger RNA, 786 nt
Organism: Toxorhynchites rutilus septentrionalis
Lineage: Eukaryota; Metazoa; Arthropoda; Insecta; Diptera; Culicidae
Product: arylalkylamine N-acetyltransferase-like 2
Exons: 1
Coding region: 36-698 (220 amino acids)
Molecular function (GO): N-acetyltransferase activity
Source: RefSeq, a predicted model, not a curated record